This is a messenger RNA of Stegostoma tigrinum, 2556 nucleotides long. RefSeq names its product carbonic anhydrase 14-like. The transcript has 9 exons. The record is from RefSeq and is a predicted model, not a curated record. Gene Ontology annotation, molecular function: carbonate dehydratase activity; zinc ion binding. Gene Ontology annotation, cellular component: plasma membrane. Lineage: Eukaryota; Metazoa; Chordata; Chondrichthyes; Orectolobiformes; Stegostomatidae. The coding region runs from base 126 to 1073 and encodes 315 amino acids.
CUCGGAAAGGGGCUUGAAAUACAGUGGAAGCUGGCGAAACCUCAGUAUUUCCACGGCAACCUGGAAUUUCCGCAGUCUUUCAGGCUGUCUCGCCGUGCGGGGAACCACUCGGCUCCCAGAAAGGGAUGGAGUCAGCUGUCAGGGUAUUAGCAAUCUGGGCUUUGUCUUGGCUGCUGGCAGGAGUUGUCCAGGCCGCUGCAGAGAGUGGAGGUUUCUGCUGGACCUAUGAAGGCCCCUCGGGACCAGAGAACUGGAAAACGGAAUAUGGACAUUGCGGGGAGCGAUGGCAGUCUCCAGUUGAUAUCGAUACGGAUAUUGUCACCUUUGACCCGUCCCUGACACCGGUCCGAUUAAAGGGAUACAGCGAACCGGAGGGGGAAGCGUUCACCCUCUCAAACACCGGCCACACAGUGCAACUGACCCUACCCACAGCCAUGCACAUCUGCAGUCUCCCCAUGGCCUACACAGCUACACAGAUGCACUUUCACUGGGGGAGCGUGGAACAUCCCCAGGGAUCGGAACACCUCGUGGAUGGAGAGAGAGCUCAGGCUGAGGUCCAUGUCGUUCACUACAAUUCUGAGAAAUACCGGAAUGUGUCGGAGGCCAUGAGCGAGGAGGAUGGAUUGCUGGUCCUGGGAAUUCUCAUGGAGGUUGGACAAAAUAUAAACCCAGCUUAUGAAAAUAUUCUCAGGCACCUCGACUCUAUACCACAUUCAGGUCAGGAGGUCAAGAUUCCUUCCUUCGAUGUCCACUUGCUGUUUCCCAAACAGUUGGAUGACUACUUCACGUACAGCGGUUCACUGACCACCCCACCUUGCUUCCAGUCUGUCCAAUGGAUCCUCUUCCAUCAGCGAGUACAGCUCUCCCAGUCACAGUUUGCGGCCUUUAAGACCAAAUUGUUCAGAACGGGACCUGACGUUGCCGCGAAGCAGCCCCUGGUCAACAAUUUCCGAAUAGCUCAGCCCCUCAAUGACAGAAAGAUCCGAGCUUCCUUCUCAAUGGGUUGGGCCGUCAACUUCCGCAAGGCGAUGCGUCACUUUCUGAAAACCCUGUCAACAAGAUUCCACCAGUAGGCGCUCAUGCUCCCUCAACACAGUCGCCUUUGAGCCUCUCGACAUCUACUGCAUCACUGCUGUGAAAUGAAGAAAACCUUCUCUCCUCCCAAACCUCCAAACCACCUCUGAUAGGCCAACUUCACGCGAGAGCAACCCGUCUCAGCCACCGGCUUUGGUUUUCCCUGAGCUUGAAUCCGGGAGUCUCCCCGAUCCCGUCAUCGGUUCCCACCCCGGACGCCAACGGAUCUCUCCAAUGAAGAAACGCUUCAGAAAGGCGGCUUGCGAUCUUCAGCGGAGAAUGCUCGUGGCUGGAUGCCACCCUUCCUGACAACCCCGGACAGUAGCUGUUCCCACAAUCGCCGCUGCGGAUCGGCCUUCCUGGGAAUUAACCCAAGGAAUCCCCAGCCGACCGCUCAGAUCCCGCGUGGCUGCCUUCAAACUCUCUCUCCCACAGGCCGAGGUCCUCAGCUGCUUCAAGAAGACCGCCAUCAUCCCUCUACCCAGGAAAGCACACACAAUGGGCCUUAAUGUCUACCGCCCAGCGCCUCUGAUGUCAAUAGUCCUGAAGUGCCAUGACCCACAUCGCCUCGAUCCCCUACAGCUUGCCUAACAGGUCCACAGCGGACACCGUAUCCCCAGCCCUGCACUCCCCCCUGGAACGUACGGCCUACAAAGUCACCUACAUCAGACUCCUGUUCAUCGACUAUAGCUCCAGCAUCCUUCAACGCCAUUGUCCCCUCCAGACUGAUCUCGAAACUCCGGCACCUAGGUCUCAACUCUGCCCUCUGCAACUGGGUCCUCAGCUUCCUGACCCAUAGGCCGCUAUCAGUGAAGACAGGCAACUGCAUCUCCUCCAGGAAAGCACUCAACACUUGGGGCCGACCCUCAGGCACAACAACGCCUCUUCUUCCUUUGAAGGCUCAGGAAAUUUGGGAUGUCCAUAAGGUGCUUCACCAACUUCUACAGAUGCCCCAGUGAAAGCAUAUGGUCCUGGUACGGCAACUGCUCUGCCCAGGACCAUAAGUAACGACAGAAGGUGGUGUGUGCCGUCCAGACCAUCACGGAAGCCAACCUCCCAUCCAUGGACUCCAUUUACACGGAUCACUGCCAUAGGAAGGCUGCCAACAUCAAAGACCCAUAGCCCCCACCCAAUAACGACCUCCUACAACCUCUUAGGUCAGGCAGAAGCCUGAACACGCACACACCAGCAGGUCCCAGCUGUUAUUAGACUGAUGAAUGGACUCUAUAACCUUAAGUGACACUGAUCUUGCUAACGUUAAUCUUGCCUAAUGCACGGGCCAUGUGAUGUAACGUGUAUACGUCUGUCUAGUGUGUUUUAUUUCACCCCAUGAUCUGUAUGUCUCACUUACUGUAUGACUCGCAAACAAAGUGUUUCACUGCGCUUAGGUGAUAAUAAAUCAAUCAGCUAUUAAGAAGAUCCGAGCCUACGAUUCGCCCCCCACCCCCACUACGCUAUCACACCCUGGGAUUUGCGAUCGCU